Plasmodium vivax (malaria parasite P. vivax) is the source of this 4686-nucleotide messenger RNA. RefSeq lists its product as hypothetical. The transcript has a single exon. Gene Ontology annotation, molecular function: DNA-binding transcription factor activity. Gene Ontology annotation, biological process: regulation of DNA-templated transcription. Bases 1 to 4686 code for a protein of 1561 amino acids. Lineage: Eukaryota; Apicomplexa; Aconoidasida; Haemosporida; Plasmodiidae. The record is from RefSeq and is a predicted model, not a curated record.
AUGGUGAACGCAGCAAGUAAUUUAAGAAGCCUGUGUUUUGGAGCUCUCAAAGGCAUUAACAAGAAGUGCGAGGAGGAGAAUGACGUGAGGGAGGCGGAGGAGGAAGACGAAGGGGGCGGAGAAGAGGGAGAUGGCGAAGGGGGAGGCGGUGCAGAAAUAGGCGGUGAAGGAAUACUCGGCGAGGGGGAAGGUGUUUCCGAGGAAUACACUGCAGGGGAAUGCUGCGCGGAGGAAGGCGGUGAGGACGAAGAAAGGGGGAGCAUGCACAACCACGCGACAUAUAUCGGAAGCAGUGUAGAAAAGAACACGAAAACGGAUUACACGUUCGAUGGUAACAAUUGUGUGGACGCCAACGAGGAAGAUGCUACGCACAAUGACCAGCACUACCACGAGGGCGAGGAGAAGUGUACUCUUAACGUGAGUACCGGCGGGGUUAGUUCCAGUAGCACCACUGCGACUCCCCCCUGUGAAGUUAAAGCGGAUGACCCGAGUUACUGCGCCAGUGGCAGUAACCGGCGGGAGCGAAGCUCCAACUUAAACGCCACGGUGUUUGAAGAGACCCAUAACGGGGCAAAUAUAUUCAUUGAGAAGAAGAACAAGGGAGGUCCCGUCGAGCACAGCUUAAAUGCAGAUGUGAACCUCAGCACAGAUGCAGACAUGGGUCUCAACGCGUUCAAAAAUGCGAGCGUGUAUAACGGCACGAAGGUGUGUGACGGUCCCGACAUGUGGAGCAGCUUCAGCACGGGCAACCCCGUCGGCGCUGGAAACCCCGCCAGCACGCCCAGCAUCGACGCGUACAACAACACGGGGUACCUCUACUCGGGGGAAGUCCCCUCACGUAGCGGCGCUGCUGAGAAGUUGGCGGCGACUGGGGCAGCGACGGGGAUAGCCGUGAAGGAACCCCGGAAGGAGCUGCGGAAUGAACUGCGGAAGGAAAAGCACAGCGCGGAGGAAGACUGGGGCGAUAGACGUGAAAGCAAAAUGUAUAACCGUCGAGCCUCAGAAAAAGUAAUGCGAAAGAGAAUAAAUGCUCACAGGGGCAUCCACGACGCUGCAUCAACAGCGAAUUCAGUUCAUGUGGAGAGGGUGCUGAUGGAAUAUUACCGAGGAAAGACUAAGUCUAAUAAUUACGAAGAAAAGUUGUCUAAUUCCUGUCGAUUCUUCAUUUACACAUCUAAUCCGUAUAACGCGGACAUCAAAAUGAUUAAGGAGAGCUGCCUGACCAUAUAUCAGCUUCUGUAUAGAGAAAAAAGAAAGUGGUGCUCCAUCUACAUUUGCACAAAUGAUGGACCCAUGUCAAAUUUUAAUUAUCAUUUGUAUAAAAUUCUCUGCGGUACGGAAGACAUCUACAUGUAUUUUUUUCUGUUGAAGAAGUUUAUUUUUUCUUGUUACAUCUAUUUCAAUUUGGUGAGUAUAAAAAUCUUUUCGACCUUCAACAACAGGGGGGAAAAUAUUAUGCUUUACGAUUUUACGCACAUAAUAAAUCGGAAGAAUACCUUUUUAGGCGAGUCUCCCGGUGGCUCUGGUACUCCCUACAGCUGCGGGGGCGCCGAGCAACGGCCGCAGUGGGAGCAGUUGUCACAGAAGUCGCCACGGCAGUCCCCGCGGCAGUCCCCGAGGCAGUCCCCACGGCAGUCCCCAAGACAGUCCCCAAUGCAGUCACCACGCCAAUCGCCAAUGCAGUCGCCACGCCAGUCUUCACCACAGCCGUCGCACUCCCCAAGGCAGUCUUCUCCACUGGCGCCGCCGCAACUGCCAACCCUGCUGCCAACCGUGCUGGAUACCAAUCGGGGGAGAAGCCCGUCCCCCAGCGGAGGCCCAAACGGGCAGCACGCCAACCCGUUCGGCCCCAGCACGUGGGAAAACCAAGCGGAGGAGUGGAGCCGCGAAACAGAAACCCCCCCACAGAGGAGCAGAAGCAGCAUAUACAACCUGGGCAGCGAAAACGGCAAAAGUGAAGAAGAGGCCCAGUUUCUAAAUUUUCUCUAUGACCCCUGCAAACAUUUAUAUGUUAACAAGGUCAAUACAAGUCAAAAUUAUUUUCACUUUUUUAAUAAGGAGCAAUCGUCAGAUAUAAAAAAAAAACUGCAGCUUUUUAUUAGUACCCACUCCCCCACCAUGAUUAACAUCACCAAAAAAUGGAACUCCUUUUACAUCAACAAGAAUAAAAUUUCUUCCUUCGUUGAGAAGUACAAAGAUGUGAGUUGUGCCCCUGGAGAUAACUUCAAAAAGAAUGGCACGGAGAAGUUUAUAAAUGAAUUUGUGGAAACUUUCUGUGACAUUAGAGAGGAGGGGCGACGACCAACCAGGGGGAACAAAAACAACGUAGUGGUUCGUCAACAUGGUAAAGGAAUGCACCUUCGGAGGGGAAGUACCUCCAGAAAGGCCUUCAGUUGGUUGGCGAAGCAUGGAAGAGGGAGACCACCUAUAAGAAAGAAGGAGUAUGACGCGGGGAACACACGUUGGCCACACAAACUUAGAAGAGCUGUCACUACUGUGGAUGAAAGUGCGGAGCUCAGCGACAAGAACUGCAGUCAUGAGAGAAGCGGCAGCUAUGGAGACCGCUCAGGAAGAAGCUACGGGCAUGUCGAUGAAAAAGUGAGGAGUGUAUCCGCAACGGGGAGCACACACCAUCAUACGGGUGGGAAAUUCGAAUGGAGAGGUGAAACUGCAGCAGAGGGGAAGAACCCCCCAAAUGCACAGAAGCAAUGUGAAGGGAAUUCCCCCAGUAAGCACGCCAACAUGAAGGCGCCCCAAGCGACUGAAAGGAAGAACAAGAAAAGCCUCCCCCCCCCUCCUGUGAUGGAGCAAAAUAGGGUAGUACCCAAUUAUACUCCCACUUCACAGUGGUACAAGGGAGGCAGGAGCACUUCAGGGUGCACUGCAGAAGUUAUUGCAAAGUUCCUGGGGAGUGUAAACAUUAGGAGAAGUGGCAUCCUGCUGCGUAGGGGGGGUGGAAGUACAGGUAGCGACAGUGAUAGUGGCAGCGCGAGGGGGAGCGACUCUAAUGAGGAUAGUUGUGACAGCGAUGAGCAGAACACAGAGAGUGAGUCUGCCUUCGAGGGAAGGAAAAAUAGCAAAACUGAGGAAGGGGUGGCCGCAAAAGGGGCGGAAAAUGGAACUGCGAAAGGAGCGGAUGGCAGCCCGCGCAACAAAGAGCAUCCCCGUAAUGAUAUCUUUUUAAACAACCUAAACAUAUUGAUAGCCGAUUUGAACGAGCUGUAUGAUUAUUUGGAGAACUGCCGGUACAGGGAGGGGGCGCAUGGCGUCGGUAUGGGGGGAAAUAAUAGCUUCCUCGUGAGCGACCCCAAGGGGAGCUACUACUACAGCUUAGCCAAGGGGGGCAAUGGAGGCGUUGAGUGGGAAGCUGCAGAGGAGGCGCAGCACGGGGGAGCACCUAGCAGAGGCGAUUUGAACAGAAGGUUCACAGCGGAGAGGGACUUCGCCAACUUUUACGCGGCAGGCUCGUCAUGCGUAGAGGGCACCUACAGCGAUGCACCGAACAGCGAAACGAGCAACACGUACGGAAGCGGGAAGGAAGAUUUUUACAACGUGGAAAUUUCCUCUGUAGAUUUGAAGAGCUUCUGUUCUGUCUGCUCAGGAAUAAAAUAUGACAAUUUUGAAAGUCAUUUAAAUCAACCCAAAAAUGUUAAUUACAAAAAAUUGGAAGUUUUUAUGAAAGAAAGUGACUUCUUCUGUAAUUGUAAUAAUAUUAACAUUUUUCAAAAUGAAAAUGGGAACCCUAAUGAUGAUUUAAAAAUUUGUUUCAAUGGGGAAAUGACGUCGGAAGAAUAUUACAUGUUAAGAAAAAAUGAUAUUGAAAAAAUGAACAGGACUAUAGACGAAAUUAUCUAUAUGAAUCAUCAACAGGGGUUGGGCAGCCCGGGUGGAGGCACAGACGGAGGGCUACUACCAUACGAGGAAGAGGAAGAAGAAGAGGAGGAAGAAGAAGAGGAAGAAGAAGACGAAGAAGAGGAGGAAGAUGAAGGCAGAACUAAAGCCGUUGUAAGGACUAGAAGGAGAUCUACAAGUGUUGGUGGAGGAGCGGUAGGUAUAACCACCGGCCCUGGAAGAAGAAGAGGACGUGUAGCCAAAAUGGAACUUAAAAGUAGAUACAUGGGAAGGGGAAAAAAUAAAAUCUGGGCCAAUAAUACCGCGGCGAAGGAUCUAAGCAACAAAUCAGCAACGAAUCGAGAGCUAAGAACGAUGAGGAGAAGCAAAUUUGGAAAAUACCAUCAACAGACGGAGAAGAAAAACAAAACUGCGAAAUCUUUGUCGUCACCACAAAAUUAUGAAAUAAAAUCGUCAAGAGUUAAGAAGCUAGAAAAGUUUACUAGUGUGGAUCAGGAGAAUCUGCGAGAGGUUUUUGGGCCAACCGGUGUUUCGGGAGUUUAUUUUGAAAAAAGCAGAAGCAGCUGGACAGCCCAGUAUAAAGUUAGCGGUGGGAAGAGGAGAGCCAAAAGAUUCUUGGUUACCAAAAAUAUGACUUACGAAGAAAUUGAAAAUGUUAAGCAGCAGUGCAUAGCUUAUAGGAAGCAAAUGGAAAAGGAGUACAUCAAGGAAUUUCUUAACGACGAUAAGAAGAAGACCCCUUCCAGUGGCGCCAGCCCCAGCAGUACGAUUGGGCACGUGCCGGUUAAGAAGAACAAGCGGAAGAGGAAGAUGAAGAGCUUUUACGACAACUAA